This is a messenger RNA of Podospora pseudocomata, 5167 nucleotides long. RefSeq lists its product as uncharacterized. Lineage: Eukaryota; Fungi; Ascomycota; Sordariomycetes; Sordariales; Podosporaceae. The coding region runs from base 122 to 5167 and encodes 1681 amino acids. The transcript is spliced from 7 exons. The record is from RefSeq and is a predicted model, not a curated record. Gene Ontology annotation, biological process: carbohydrate metabolic process. Gene Ontology annotation, molecular function: hydrolase activity, hydrolyzing O-glycosyl compounds; chitin binding.
CUAUUCUCUCUACCCUCUUCAAUUUCUCCCUCUUUUGAUCUUACAGCUUCUUUAUCCUCUCAUUCCCUUGCUGCUUGUAUCAAAUUAUUGUUCCCACGUUCCUUACCUGUGGCUGACGACGAUGUGGUUCUCACCGUCACCAGUCUCGGCCGGAACGUUGGCCUUCCUCCUGCUGUCUCCGGCAACGGCGUUACAAGUGAACGGCGGCUCUGACAGGUUGAACUCAUACCUGGCGGCACACCCAGUCGCAACAAAGCCUGCCGCCACUGCCGCCCCGGCAUCCGCCAACCCCAACACACUUGCUCCAGAGCUGGUGAACUUGGCGCUCAGUCACUGCCCAGCAGGAUGCGAUGAGUCCGGCUUGCGUCCGGGAAACUGGACCCUGUACCCCCGACUGGGUCGGUUGUUGAUGUGCAACCAGACGAUGCUGCUCGACUUCUCCCUAUUCACGUCUCUGCGCAAGGAUGAGACUAUUCGAGCUUGCACUGCCAGUUCUGCAAUCACGUUGGGCGCAAGCAACAUCGGAAACACCACUCAUGAGGCAUCUUGCCUGCCCGGCGGCAGCUUGACCCAGGUCCAAGAGUCACUGCAAUUGGCUUUCAACGAGACCGACACCCCAGCCACGCUAGAGGACUUCGACGCCGCCGCACAACAACUCAUCGCCAUGCUGUCCCAACGAGAAGACUCGAGCUGCAAAGACACAACCUCCUUCGCCUAUUCCAACUCCGUGGCUGUCGGUCUCUUCGCCGGAUCAGGAGUCCGUGGCAUCCCGGCAACUGUGCUCCAGCAGCUCACCUCGAAGAUAAAGACCACCGGUUUCUCGGGAAGCUUUGUUGUGCAGCUGUGUUCCAAGGGCGGCCGGAGCUCGAAAUACAGCUUCGGCAUUGUCGCGAGCGGAGAUCGCGAUGUAAGCCUUGUCCAAGAUGCUGUCGCCACAUGGGCGUCGGGCAAAUGCAUCACUUCCUUUGACGACGCAGAAGAUUGGCUUGACAUCACACUGUCCGUACCGAGUCUUGUCAGCAGCAGCACCGCUGGACUCGGAAACAGCACUGCCGGCUUCGGAAACAGCACUGCCCGUGCCACCCGGUCAAGAGAUGGCAGUUCGGCUAUGUUGAAUCGACGAGCUGAGUGUUCGACGAUCCAGGUUUCCUCUGGUGAUACUUGCGAAUCUUUGGCAGCCGAGUGCGGCAUCUCCCCUUACGACUUCACCGUCUAUAACCCCAGUAGCACACUCUGCUCGACUCUGGUAGCAGGCCAGCACGUCUGCUGCUCCGCCGGCACGAUGCCCGAUUUCCGCCCGCAGCCGAACCCUGACGGAACCUGCGCCGCGCACUACGUCGUACCAGGCGAGAGCUGCUCGGUUCUUGGCGCAGCGAACAGCCUCACGAAUGCUGAGAUCGAGAGCUUCAACACUAAUACUUGGGGCUGGCAGGGCUGCGGAAAUGUACAGGCGUACCAGUUCAUCUGCCUGAGCACGGGCGCGCCGCCCAUGCCCGCGCCGAUUGCGAAUGCUGUCUGCGGACCACAAAAGCCGGGAACGGUACAGCCAGGGCCGGGUAUCAGUCUUGCGAGCUUGAAUCCUUGUCCGCUCAACGCGUGCUGUAACAAACACGGCCAAUGCGGCAUCAACAAUGACUUUUGCACCGAAUCCGAGUCGGAAACAGGCGCACCCGGAACUUCAGCUCCGGGCGAGAAUGGCUGCAUUUCGAACUGUGGAACUGACAUCGUCAUCGGUUCUGCCCCAGCCCAGUACAUGAACAUUGGCUACUUUGAAGGCUACAACCUAAACCGUCCCUGCCUAAACAUGAAGAUCACUGCCAUGGACUUGACGCCCUACACGCACAUCCAUCUAGCAUUUGGCCACGUCUCCUCGACCUACGCCGUCGAUGUUAGCCCAAUCCAAGAGCAGUGGGAGCUGUUCACGCAGUUGUCUGGCUUCAAAAAGAUCCUGUCUCUCGGCGGUUGGAGCUUCUCCGCCGAACCGCCCACGUAUCACAUUUUCCGCGACGCGGUCAAGCCGGCCAAUCAGGACACGUUUGUCGCAAACAUCGUCUCGUUUGUGACAGAGCAUGAGCUGGAUGGCAUUGAUAUUGACUGGGAAUACCCUGCUGCACCAGACAUACCUGGCAUUCCACCAGGAACCGCCGAGGAUGCGGACAAUUACCUCACUUUCUUCACAAAGCUGAGGGCAGCCAUGCCUUCUAGCAAGUCGGUCUCUUUCUGUGCGCCCGCUUCAUUCUGGUACCUGAAAGGGUACCACAUCGACGAGAUGGCAGCCCUAGCUGAUUACAUCGUCUACAUGACUUAUGAUCUCCAUGGCCAGUGGGACUACGCGAACCAGCACGCAAUCGACGGCUGCCCAGCCGGCAACUGUCUGCGUUCGCAGACCAACAUCACCGAGACCCUUCUCGCCCUGGCUAUGAUCACCAAAGCCGGCGUACCAUCAAGCAAGCUUGCUGUUGGUGUCACGAGCUACGGCCGCUCGUUCCAGAUGACAACCCCCGGGUGUACCGGGCCCAUGUGCACCUACACUGGCGGAGAGUCCGGAGCCUAUCCGGGGCCGUGCACAGGAACCGCAGGUUAUAUCGCGAAUGCAGAGAUCAACGCCAUCCUGGAUGGGACCGGAUUUUGGAAAACACCAUCCGGAGCAUUGCAGCCGAUUACAUCCUACUCGUCUUAUUUCGACACCGACAGCCACUCCAAUGUCGCCGUAUAUGAGUCGACACAGUGGGUCGGCUACAUGGACAACACUGUGAAGGCAGAUCGGACAGCCCUCUACAAACUCCUCCACAUGGGUGGAGUUGUUGACUGGGCGAUUGAUCUGGAUGGCUUCGGUGGAGAUUCCAUUGGUGACUCUGACCCCUCUGCCGAUAUCGUGUACCCCCCCCCGAGCAUCUGGGACUCCAGCGAUCCGUGGACGGGCUGUAGUCCUCCCUGCGUAAUUGUCUUCCCGCCAUAUCCCCUGAGUGCUCCUCACACUGUGACCAGCUGGCCGGCUUUGACAACAACGCUCCUGUCGUCGGCAGAAGGCGGCGGUGGCGUCUUCAUCAAGACGACGACAAUCCCCGUUCCGAGCUUUAUCAUCUCAGACGUCAGUCUUCACCCAGUGACACUGCAGUCUACCGACACGGCAACCUACAAAAUCAACCCUGUCCAAAGCAUCACCCCGACAUCUUUUGUGUGGACUCUUCCUCCGAACCAUGCGACUUUCCCCGUAGCUUCUCCAACACCAACGACGUCCACAGACACCGAUAUACCACUAGUCAUCAUCCCCCCCGUCACCUUCCACCCGACUCCUGUCCCCGUCACCAUCCAACCCCAGCCAACAUAUUCGAUCGACUACCCUGAUCCCCCAAUCCCAGUGAGACCUGUCACGAUCAAGCCCAAUCCCACCCCUACACCUCCCGGCUGCACUUCCGGCUGCGGAAAGCGAGACUGUGGCAUAUUUGGUUGCGGCAACGACGGUUGCGGCCUGUUCGGUUGCGGCGGUGGGUGCGGCAUCUUCGGCUGCGGUGGUGGUUGUGGCCCCUUCGGUUGCGGUGGCGGAUGUAGCCCCCUCGGAUGCACACCCAGCUGCCCCCUUGGACUGUGCGGUGGCCCUGGGUGCCUCAUUCCAGGUGGCUGCGGAAAUACACAAGGCACCAAUGGCGGCGACAGCAGCAAUGACUGUGAAGCCACCGUCACUGCUUCGGCGUGCACGCAUCUGGUGACGAGCUACAGCGCUUGGUACAUGGCUUCGUCCACGACGACGACCGAGACCACAUGCGUGACGAGCACAGGUUGCAACGGACAGGAUACUGUGGUUAAAACGACGCCUGGCAGCCCGGAGUGCUCGCUGGAUCCCGAUAUCGCGGCAGCCUACUCUGCUGAACGGGCAGCUGACCAGACAAUUAUUGGCGGGAAGCAGGUCCCGUUAGCAUUCGCACCGACAAAUGGGCCGGGCUACGAUGGAUCGACGUUUACCGCUAAGCAAUUCGGUUUGACGGAGACUAUCACGGUUAUCAAAACAUCGACUGUGACAAACACAGCGACGAAGACAACGACGGUGGUGGUGCCGCCAACCGCAACGGCUGAUUGUGCCAGGAUCUCCGAUUUCUUUUACAUAUUCAAUGUGUACAACAUUGAUGGCUGGAGCACAGAUGGCGGCUCGAGGCUGAAAUCCGAAGAAAAGGGCUGCGGUGCGCUCACGGGCUGGCAAUGGCAUGAGCGCACCUCUACACGGCGCGCAAGGGCCUACUUCCAGCUUCCUUUCAUUAUGAAGUCUGGCUGUGUCGAGCGUGCCAUCGUGUCCGCUGGCGGCCCCAAGUUGUCCUGUACCUUCGAAGGCUACGACUUCAUCCUCAAGAAACGAUCCGAGGAGAUGAGUAAAGCAUCACUGCCGAUGCGCAGACGCCAACUCAUCAGCGAUACGGCCAGUCUCCCGAGCCGCACGGAAACCGGCACGCGCACAGAGACCAGCACGCGCACAGGGACUGCUGGCCUAUACACGCCCGAGCCGUGGGGCCCAGGCUUAACAGAGACGUUCAUGACUACCAUGGACGAGAUCUCGAAGUCAACGUAUACCACGGAGAUCGUGUUGGCUUCAAAUGAAGUGACGAUGACGGGCACCACGUCUGGCACCGUGUCUGACAUCACGACGUCAACCACCAGCUCCACCGUCCCAACUAGCACAUCGAAUCUCUCCACUGAUGGCCUCUGUGGUGCUGCUAAUGGCGGAACAAUCUGCUUCGGCACGGCCUUCGGCGACUGCUGCUCCGAGUACGGAUACUGUGGUGAUACGAGCGGGCACUGCGGUUCGGGAUGCCAAAGCGACUUCGGCAUCUGUAAUGCUAUUACCGGCCCACCUGUAUCGACGGACGGCACGUGCAGCUCCCUCAGCACCCCCGGAGGCGCGACAUGCGCUGGUUCGGCGUUCGGCGACUGCUGCUCUGCGAGCGGCUACUGCGGAGCCACGGCUGCGUAUUGCGGGACAGGGUGUCAGGCGGAUUUCGGGAUGUGUUCCUCGAGCGGCCCGCCAGUGUCAACGGAUGGGCUCUGUGGUCAACCCAGCGGCACGACGUGCGAGGGCUCGGCAUUUGGCGACUGUUGCUCUGAGUAUGGGUUUUGCGGGGCCACGAAUGCGUAUUGUGGGACGGGAUGCCAGGCAGCAUUUGGGACCUGUGCCUAA